GUUCGUUGAACCAAUCACAGAGAUAGGACUAUUUUUAAAGGGUGAGGUUGUUGUUGGGUUUUUACAAAGCUAGUGCGGUACCUAAACGUAAUGUGCGUGUAGUUUUAAAAAUUGAUAACGAGCGAGAGCUCGUAAAAUCUCCGAUGCAGGUGGCAACUCUUUUUCGCGAGUCCUCCACGUUACUGGGAGCGACAAUGGAAACGGGCGGCGGCGGAGGUGGCCAGGAUUCAGGUGUCUCCAGCCUCGGCCCUGGACCAUUGUCCUAUGAAUCCUACAACCACCCGGUGACCUUCUCAAAUAAGUACAAGCUAAAUAUGAAACUGGAACCCCAUGAUGACGGUUAUGAAACUAGUGCGGAUAUGCUCUUAAACACUGCCAGUGUUACACAUAACCAUGAAGUGAAGUGUGAAAAAUUGGAAGAUCCCUACAGUUUUAUUGACGAUGAUCCAAUUCCUAUGCUUCCUGCGGCCCCAGGGCCCCCACAUCUUAUGCAUCCGAUGCCCCCAAUCAAUAAUCAACUUAUGCCCGGCCCUAAAAAACGGGGGAGAAAAAAGAAAAUUAAACCUGAACAGCCUGAAUUUAAUCAAGAUAUGAACGGAGGGAUUCCACGGCCUAUAAAAGAACGGAAAAAACAUGAUCGAUUUAAUGGAAUGCCUGAAGAGGAGGUCUCCAAACGAACUUUGCCCGAUCAUCUUACUGAAAAUUUAGAUAUUAUUAUAAUUGGGAUUAAUCCUGGGUUAUUUGCGGCCUACAAGGGACAUCACUAUGCAGGACCUGGGAACCAUUUUUGGAAAUGUUUGUAUUUGUCAGGAUUAACGCCACAACAGAUGUCUGCUGACGAAGACUAUAAGUUACUGCAAGUAGGAAUAGGAUUUACAAAUAUGGUUCAGCGCGCUACAAAAGGUAGUGCAGACUUAACACGUAAAGAAAUUAAGGAAGGUAGUCAAAUUUUGUUAGAAAAAUUGAGAAAAUUUAGACCUAAAAUAGCAGUAUUUAAUGGUAAACUUAUUUAUGAAGUUUUUUCGGGGAAGAAAGAUUUCAAAUUUGGGCGACAACCAGAUGUAGUGGAAGGAACAAAUACACACAUGUGGGUCAUGCCAUCUUCUAGUGCAAGAUGUGCUCAGCUUCCCCGAGCAGCAGAUAAAGUACCAUUUUAUGCAGCUUUAAAGAAGUUUCGAGACUACCUAAACGGUUUAAUAACUGAAAUUGAUGAAAACGAAAUGGUAUUUUCGGAGCCAAGGGUAAAGUCUUGUUAUGAAGCAGAACCAAAGCCAGAUCUGUUUUCACCGGAACUCACCGACAUUAGUAAUGCUGUGAUUCAAAAUGAGGAUGGUACUAUUAUACCUUGUAAAAAAAAGCGUGGUCGACCGAAGAAAAUUAAGGUUGAAGGUGAAGAGCCACCUCCAAAGCCCGUUGUGAGGAAACCUCCGGCAACCCAGAAUAAUAACUGUGAUUUUCCAAAGAAGAAAAGAGGCCGGCCUAAAAAGGUUAAAGUUGAAAAUAUGGAUUUAAAUCAACCGGACAACAAUACAUCGACCAACAUGUCUCAGUGUUAUUCCAAUCCGUCACCUAUACAGUCUCCUAAUAAUUUUUAUCAAAUGGGCCCCGCUAUCACACCUCCCAAUAGUUCAAGCAAUUUAUAUGCCCCUCAACCACAGUCAUAUAACCAGUCUCCGAGACCACAAUACAGUCAGUCGCCUAGGCCACCGUACAGCAAUUCGCCUAGGCCACAAUACAGUCAGUCUCCAAGACCACCAUACAGUCAGUCCCCCAGACCACCUUACAGCCAGUCCCCUAGACCCCAUUCCCAACCUUUUACUCAUUCAGAUCUCAGUUCGGAAAUUAGCGCAGCUAUAAGUUCUGAACAAUUGGGGUCGCCAGCAUCUCCCAUAGGUCCGCCAGAUUUCGAACCACCGACAAGUAUGGCCGAAGAAGCAGAAUGUCGUUUAGGCAGUCCUGCCCCUUCAACCAACAGUGAACAGGCACACUAUCAUUAUCAGUCUUACAAUAUGGACCCACCCCAUCAACCAGAGCCUCAGUAUCCAUCCCCCCGACAGACACAAGAUAUUGCUUCCAAAAGCUUAUCAGGGCUCGAAUCUUUAGUUGAUCAAAUUCCCAGUAUAACCGAAGGAGAAGCACCACUUGGUGAAGCACCUGACCAAUAUGCCGGCCAGUUUAAUAAUUACAAUAUGUCAUCUUCAUCGAGGGCUAGCCCCGUUCCUUAUAAUUAUCCUCCAAGUUCAGGAUAUCCUCUGUAUCCUACCCCUACCUGGAGCGGCCACUAUGAACCAAUGCCCCUCGGAUAUCCCCAGUUACCAUAUGCUCAAAGUUACGGGCCUGGCCUGCAUGUACCCAGUCCAAAUUAUCCAUACUACAGUUACCCUCAACCCACGCCUACACAUCCGCCUGGCUACCCUCCGUAUUUAGGAGGAUUCUGAUUGGUUUCCGUCACUGUGUUUUCAUGUUGUGUACCUGUACCAUAUGUUCAGCUAGUACCUAGCAAGUCUGUCCGCUUGAGUACAGUUGGUCACUUGCAUUUUGACAACAACAGAGACUUGCACAGGGUAAAUGGUGAUAUUUUUUUGUCAUAAGUAUUUUUCUCUAAACUUUGAAUGUUAGAUAGGCCAAGGGUUUUGUGCAUUAUUCUACAUUCAGAUCUCAGUCGAGUGUGUGUGUUAAUCUGAGUGUGUGGUUCAUCGUUAUAGUUGUAGCCCAUGUCAUUCAUUUAAAAUAAACAUUUGUUAUAGCUCUUCA
Molecule: messenger RNA, 2754 nt
Organism: Anoplophora glabripennis (Asian longhorned beetle)
Lineage: Eukaryota; Metazoa; Arthropoda; Insecta; Coleoptera; Cerambycidae
Gene: Tdg
Product: extensin
Exons: 5
Coding region: 144-2438 (764 amino acids)
Biological process (GO): base-excision repair, AP site formation
Cellular component (GO): nucleus
Molecular function (GO): DNA binding; mismatch base pair DNA N-glycosylase activity
Source: RefSeq, a predicted model, not a curated record